This is a messenger RNA of Haliotis rufescens (red abalone), 939 nucleotides long. RefSeq lists its product as uncharacterized. Gene Ontology annotation, molecular function: protein binding. The record is from RefSeq and is a predicted model, not a curated record. The coding region runs from base 96 to 800 and encodes 234 amino acids. NCBI's taxonomy places the organism in Eukaryota, Metazoa, Mollusca, Gastropoda, Lepetellida, Haliotidae. The transcript is spliced from 4 exons.
UUAUCACCGUCACGUGUAGCGAUAACGUUCCUAGUUUGACCUGGGGAGAAACUUGACCAACAUGAAGAGGAAAUACUGAAUACUGUCUCGACAACAUGGCUGCUAGGAUCUUCAUGCUAUUUAGUUACAUUGCAUUAUAUAAUUUAGGAAGAUGUACUUACACACCAACGACCUAUUAUUUCGACCAGGAAUGUGGCACCACUAUAGACUUCACGAAAGACAUGCUGCUAGAAUUCACAGACAACGGUACAGAGACGGAUUCGACAGAGAUGUUUUGUAGAGUUGUCGUUAUGACGAAGGAGUUGACACAGCGACUCCUCAUAACUCCGCUCAGCAUCAAUAUAACGACAAGUGACCUCUGUAACGAGACCUCACUGAUCAUACUCAACUCAGACGCGAAACCGCUCAACGAACCUCCGUGGAUAUGUGGCGAGCACCUGUCCCGACCCACGCUGAACACCUCCGGGGUCUACUCCUGGUGGGAGUACCACAAGGACGAGGGUGUGACGGAGCCCGGGGGGUUCAAGUUUCUCAUAUCUUCAUUCAGACUCGCUAAGGAUGGUUCUUGCGGUCACCAUGAGUACCACUGCAGCAACGACAACUGUGUUUCCAGCGACGUCAUCUGUAACAAUUACGACGACUGUGGGGACAACUCCGAUGAAACUACUGCGUGUCGUCUAAGCAUUUUGGAGAUUCUCAUUAUCUCUAUUGGGGGCAUACUUUGUGUCGUCACCGUGACGAGCAUCAUUGUCGUCAUCAAAAAAAGGAGAGCACAGCGGUUGUACGCGCAGAUUCAAUAAAGACUUAAUGGGGAUCAUGUUUCCACAGUGGAUGAUCAUGCUGAUUCUUUAUAAUCGAUAUUAUUGAUAGUUUGCAUGCUGCAGUUGUAUCAAUCACUGGCUUGCCGAUUAUUUAGAGUUUGUUUGUGUGUUGUUUAAC